This is a messenger RNA of Corvus hawaiiensis (hawaiian crow), 1135 nucleotides long. RefSeq names its product MKRN2 opposite strand (gene MKRN2OS). The transcript is spliced from 4 exons. NCBI's taxonomy places the organism in Eukaryota, Metazoa, Chordata, Aves, Passeriformes, Corvidae. Bases 1 to 660 code for a protein of 219 amino acids. The record is from RefSeq and is a predicted model, not a curated record.
AUGGCGCUGCUGCGCGUGCGCCACUGCCGCGCGCUCCUGUACUGCCGGCGCGCGCCGCCAGCGCGCUGCCCCGCGUGCGGCGGGGACCUGCGCGCCGCCGGGCUGGCCGCCGCGCCUGUCCGCCUGCCCUGCCCCUUCCGGCACGGCCACGGGCAGCCCCGCGCCUUCCUCAUCAGGCCCACCCGCGGCACCUUCCUGCACGGCUACGACGGGCACUCCGACCUGCACGUCGGGAUCACCAAUUCCCAGGGCGUGGUGUACAACUAUGACCAGGAGGGUGUGCACAGGGCUGGCAGUGGCUGGGAGCAGUGCAUCAGCAUCCCCCUGGUGCAGCCGGACAUGUCGGAGCUCCUGCAGCAGUGGGAUGACCUCCUGGAGGAAUUUUCCUUGGAAGAGGCCUGGCUCCCUCACAGGUACGAGGAGCAGCAGCACAACUGCUACACCUUCGCCCUGGCCUUCGUCAACCGCGUCCGGCAGGGCCGGGGCCGGGAGCCCCUGAGCAAGGCCCAGUUCACCGAGAGGUUCCUGAUCCCACACACCAGGGAGGCCUCCAGGUACCUCACCCUGCACCAAGAGCUGGCACACAGCGACUGCUACGUCGUGCCCCUGCCCGAGCAAGAGCAGGACAGCGGGGCUGGAAACGACACCUUGCUGGAGUAGGACAGCAGCCAUGGGAAAGGACGGGUUAAAGCUCCACAUCUCAGGGGUUAGGGCUGAAUGUUGUUAAACAUCAUUAACUUUAUCCUGCUCCUCAGGGAAGGAUCAGGAGACUGAGCUUGUGCAUUUCAGUGAAUGAAUGUACACAUACAAUGUACACAGCACAGAGAAUUUCCAUGGGAACUAUUCCUAUGCAAAAAUCUUUCCUGCUUUAACACUCACUGUGUGCUCUGUUCUGCAAAGACACUUCACACCAGAAAUCAGGGCUGCUGUGGAAUUCAGGGCUUUACAAAUGAACUGUGGGAACUUCAGCUGCAGCAAACCUCAACGGCCUUUUCCUGCUGCAAUUGUUUACUGAUGAGUAAAAAAAGGGAGCCUGCUGGUGUGCUGCUGAAAUCCCCAAUCCCUAUCUGACUGCAGAUUCACUGUUAUUUUCCUUUCCUGUAAUUACUAAUAAAUACAACAACAAAUAAAUCCA